UAAUAAAGAAAGGAGGAAAUAGUAAUGGAGUGUAGAUAGGGACAUUAUUGUAAACUCAGACCACCUCAACAAGAUGUCAAGAUCUGAAGUCUCUGAACCACCGAAUCGGCGCAAAGCUCAUCUCAUCUCUCUCUCUCUCUUUCUAGAUAUAAAUAUAAAUAUUUCUUUUUAUGACGAACGGCUCUAAACUCACGUCACCAUUUACUCUAGAUUAUUUUGGUUUUCAGCAUUCUUUUUACUAGUAUUGUUGUUCCCUCCCUCGCCUUGCCAUCUGCCGCAAUCGCUUGCCUAACCGUGGCACUUUCUCGAACGACAAACUUCUCCUCUCCGGUGGGUCAUGAUCCUGACCCGCUCUAUCCAACGCUCCCAACCCAGAAUCCGAAGUUCUAACCUGAAAACCCACCGGAGCGACCGUCAUGCGUCUCAUAGUACCUCUCCAAGGCGUGGUUCAAGGAAGAGGAGGCUUAAUCCUCGGCUCUCUUAUCCCAUGCGCUCUCUUCUACUUCCUCCAACUCUACCUCAAACGAAACCGUUCUCCGAACUCUCAGUCAAGUCCUCCUUCUCGCUCCACGUCGUCAUCGACCCUGGCGGAGAUGACGAGAACCUUGUCACGCGGCUCGAUUGGACCGGCUCGAAUAUCUUCCCGGGCCAUUUCCAUUGCAAAACCGAACGACUCGCCGUAUUAUAUCGGGUUGGAUAAGGCCUCGGAGGAUCCGUAUGAUAGAAUAGGUAACCCGCAUGGGGUUAUCCAGCUGGGCUUGUCAGAGAAUAGGUUGUGUUUUGAUUUAAUUAAGAAAUGGAUGUUGGAUAACUUGAGCGAUUCGAUAAUGAGAAAAGAGGGUGGUGAUUUGAGCAUUAGCGGGAUUGCCACUUACCAGCCUAUUGACGGAACAAUGGAACUCAAACUGGCUAUGGCAGGUUUUAUGUCUCGUGUUAUGGGAGGAGCUGUCUCAUUUGAACCUUCACAGAUGGUUUUAACUGCCGGUGCGACUCCGGCAAUUGAGACAUUAUGCUUCUGCUUGGCAGACCAUGGGAAUGCAUUUCUUGUUCCCACACCUUAUUAUCCUGGUUUUGACAGGGAUGUGAAAUGGCGAACAGGAGUGGAGCUAAUACCUGUCCAUUGUCGUAGCACUGACAAUUUCAUAUUAAGUAUCACUGCACUUGAUCAAGCAUUCAACCAGACAAGAAAACGAGGAACAAAAAUUCGAGGGAUUCUCCUUUCAAACCCUGCAAAUCCUGUUGGCAAUCUACUUUCUCGAGAGAUGCUUCAUGGUCUCUUGGACUUUGCUCAAGAAAAGAACCUCCAUAUCAUAUCAGAUGAAAUAUUUGCAGGGUCUAUGUAUGGGAAUGAAAAGUUUGUCAGCAUGGCUGAAGUUCUUGAUUCAGAGAAUUUUGAUAAAGACAGGGUUCAUAUAAUUUAUGGGCUAUCAAAAGACCUUUCUCUUCCAGGAUUUAGGGUUGGAAUGAUCUAUUCAUUUAAUGAGAAUGUUUUGGCAGCUGCUAGAAAGUUAACUAGGUUUUCUUCUAUUUCUGCUCCUACCCAAAGGAUACUAGUUUCAAUGCUUUCGGAUACAAGAUUCACUGAGGAAUAUAUUGAAACCAAUAAAAAGAGGAUACAAAAUAUGCGUGAUUUAUUUGUAGCUGGUCUGAAAGUAUUAGGUAUUAGAUGUGGAGAGAGCAGUGCUGGCUUGUAUUGUUGGGCUGAUAUGAGCAAAUUAAUCCCCUCUUACAGUGAGAAAGGAGAACUUGAGCUAUGGGAUAAGCUAUUGAAUGUGGCUAAGAUCAAUAUAACUCCUGGUUCAGCUUGCCACUGCAUAGAACCAGGAUGGUUCCGAUGUUGUUUUACAACCUUAGCUCAGGAGGAUAUUCCUGUAGUUAUGGAACGGAUUCGAAAAGUUGCUGAUACCCAUGCAUCAUGCAGUUGA
Durio zibethinus is the source of this 1925-nucleotide messenger RNA. Its product is annotated as putative aminotransferase ACS12. NCBI's taxonomy places the organism in Eukaryota, Viridiplantae, Streptophyta, Magnoliopsida, Malvales, Malvaceae. Gene Ontology annotation, molecular function: pyridoxal phosphate binding; aromatic-amino-acid:2-oxoglutarate transaminase activity; L-aspartate:2-oxoglutarate transaminase activity. The record is from RefSeq and is a predicted model, not a curated record. Gene Ontology annotation, biological process: amino acid metabolic process; biosynthetic process.